CCUUAGUCUGACCCUGAAUGAAAUGAGCAACCGUACGUUUUGUUGAUAUCACAUUGUAAUAAUAUUUAUUGGAUACCUACCUAGUUAUAACGAAAAGAAUCCACCUCUUGCCGAUACAACUCAAUUAACUAUCAAAAACACAAGAUGCGAUUCACGUGCUGUAUUCUGGUGAUUUGUUUUGAUGUUUGUUAUUUUUUUCUCGGAGCAACUGCUUCAACAAUUUCACAAGAACUCUCCAUCUUACCGAGAAUAUUUUAUGUGAACGAGACAGAAGAAUGUCCAGACGAUCAUUAUUACUGUAAAGUUGAUGUAAAACUAAAACCUAAAAAUGUUGAUGAUCCGCCUGAGUUGUGGAAACUAAUAAAAAAGGAGUCUAUCUACAGAAGGGACACCAUAUUCAGAGCAUUUUGUAUUGGCGGUGAAAGUAUUGAAGAAAAACUAGAGCAAGAACUACUGCAAUAUAAUUUAACAGGAGAUGUUAGUCAAUUAUAUUGUGAUCACAAACGAACUCCUAGUGAUGUCCACCGACCAAUUGAAACUUUUAUUGGAUUAUUUAUCUUCUCUUAUAUGGGAUUUAUAAUCUUCUCCACCAUAAAAACAUCAAAUCAGAAGAAAGAUGCUAAUAAAUAUCAGAAAAUGUUUUCAACCACAAAUGUAUGGAGAGAAAUUAAUAAACCGAACAGAAAUGAGGAUUUCAACAAACUACUGAGUAUCCAAGGAAUUCGAACAUUUGCCAUGGUUUUUAUAAUAGGGGUACAUUCAUUCUUCACUGCGAUGACCCUUAAAUUUGUUCGAAAUCCAGAAUACUUCGAAGAUGCUCCCAAUAAUUUGCUAAUGUCAGUUUUCUACGGCUCUUUCGGACUUAUUGUUCAAGUAUACUUCAUCAUAUCUUCUUGGCUUCUCUCUGUACAACUCAACAAAAUAGUUGAAAAUAAUGGAGAUUUCAGCUGGAAGGAUUUACUUUUAUUGUGGUUGAAUAGAUAUUUGAGGUUAUUACCUACUAUAGCAGUCCUACUACUGUUGCAUAGUUCGGAUAUUUUAGCUGUCUGCAUUAGUCAUCCAUAUUUUUAUUCAAUGACAAGGGCAGAGGUAAAGAGAUGUGGAGCUAUUUGGUGGAAAAAUUUACUCUUUAUGCAGAACAUUAACGUUCAGGAAAAUGAAAUUUGUUCUCCAGGAAUGUGGUACCUAGCAGUUGACUUUCAGAUGUACACAAUAGUUUCAGCAUUCUUCUUUAUCAGCAGAAAAUUCAAAAUCUCGAUGAAUUACUUCUUCGGUUUGAUUGCCGCAGUAUCUGCACUGAUGCAAACGUUUUAUGUAUUGACCACAGAAUUCGGUGGCUUAUUACGUUUCGGUCCAAGACUACUACCUCCAGAGACGUUUAUCUCAAAUCCAGAAACUCUAUAUUCUUAUAUUAAACCAUAUGGAAGUGCUAUUACAUAUAUUAUAGGUUUCAUAUUUGGCACUAUAUAUUGGCACAAUAAGAAUAAAAAUAUUUUUGGAACAAUAGAGAAGAAGUUGUUGUUUUAUGGAGCUUUUAUCGGAUUUCCCAUUUUAGCCUGUUAUCUUUAUGAAUUGCGAUCUAAUAGAGCAGUAGAAGCACUUUUGACAGUCACCUUGAGACCACUUUUUUCUUUGGGAAUAGCAGUUGGUAUACUUGGUAUGGCAACAGGAAGUGGAGGUUACAUAAAGAAAUUCUUCGAAAACUCUUCUAUGGUGUUCUUCGGGAAUUUCACUUACAGUAUUUAUAUGUCUCACUUCCUUGUGGUUUUUGGACGAGCAGUAUUUGAGGCCAAAUAUGUAGAAGUGGAUGAUUUUUAUUUGUUCAGCAACUGGAUAUUGGAUGUUAUUUUAUCAUAUUUAUUUGGAAUGUAUUUCUACAUACUUCUGGAACAUCCCUUCAUCAAGCUACAGAAAAACUUGGUCCCCCAAAUAUCCUCUGGAAAAAAAGAGGAAAAAUCCAAAACCGAAUGAAGGAUGAGAUAUGUGUUUGUUAUUCUAGCUAAUUGUUAUUUAUGUAAAAUAUUUUUACGGUUGUUAUUUUGUUUAAAUAGGAAGCAAUGAAUAUAUUAAAUUAA
Harmonia axyridis is the source of this 2075-nucleotide messenger RNA. RefSeq names its product nose resistant to fluoxetine protein 6-like. The record is from RefSeq and is a predicted model, not a curated record. Bases 145 to 1971 code for a protein of 608 amino acids. Gene Ontology annotation, molecular function: acyltransferase activity, transferring groups other than amino-acyl groups. Lineage: Eukaryota; Metazoa; Arthropoda; Insecta; Coleoptera; Coccinellidae. The transcript is spliced from 12 exons.